Molecule: messenger RNA, 1398 nt
Organism: Macadamia integrifolia
Lineage: Eukaryota; Viridiplantae; Streptophyta; Magnoliopsida; Proteales; Proteaceae
Product: E3 ubiquitin-protein ligase AIP2
Exons: 5
Coding region: 240-1202 (320 amino acids)
Biological process (GO): protein ubiquitination
Cellular component (GO): cytoplasm
Molecular function (GO): ubiquitin protein ligase activity
Source: RefSeq, a predicted model, not a curated record
GAUUUUUUAUUUUUAUUAUUUAUCAUAAAAAUGAAGCUCCAUUUGCAAAAUCUCCUAUUUUAAAUGUUAUUUCUGAGAAAAUUAAAAUUCAGAAUUUAGAACCGAAAAACCGACUUAAGAUUCGUGGUCGUCCCUAACCUUGGUUUGGUUUCCCCUGCCGCAAGUAAAAUCCUUCUAUAAACAAGAGAAGAUUUCAGAAGAGGAAGCAAAACUCUUCGUUGUCAAGAUCGAAAGAAAAUAUGACUUCUAUUUCUGAGGAUUCUUUGAAGGAAAGGCUGCAGGAAUUGCAGAAACAGCUCGGGAAGAAACAGAUGUUCGAAGCGGCCGUCUCCUCGAUUAAAUCUUUGCUUAUUGAAACUUAUCCAUCCGCUUCACCCUCUCUCCGGAACUCGAUCUACUCUGUUGUUUGUCGGGUUGCAACCAUUCUACAGUCAAGAUACACUGCACCUGGAUUUUGGCUUGCUGGUUUGCAGCUUUUUGAAGCGGCUGAAGGCUUCAUUACUGAGUCUUCUGAAAGAGAAAAUUUGAAGUCUUAUAUUUCUAGAGCACGUGGUCAUUUGCAUGACAUAGAUGAUCAGUCGGAGGUUCCUCAAUCUGUGCAGAAUAGUAUUCAUAGAGAUUCUGGGUAUCUUUUUGAGGGGCAUCUCACUGUUGAUCCUGAGCCCCCGCAACCUGCAUGGCUUAGGGCACAGAAUGUCAUUGCUGCAGCCGAAUCAUCAAUGAGGCAAUCAGAGAAUGGUAAUGCACCAGAAAGUGCAACUGAAGUUCUACAAGACUUGAUAAAUCACAUGCAACAGAAUUUGCAGGACUUUGAGAGUGUCAUUGAAAGUGCAUUGCUGGAUAUUGAUACUGUUCAUCAUCCAAGAGCACCGCCUGCGAGUAAAGAAGUGGUUGCAAAACUACCUGUUAUCACUAUUACUGAGGAAAUCCUAGCAAAGCUGGGAAAUGAGACAAAGUGUGCUGUUUGCACUGACGAACUGGUUUUAAAUGACGAGAUGCAGGAAUUGCCUUGCAAGCACUUGUUCCACCCACCUUGUCUGAAGCCAUGGCUGGAUGAACACAACUCCUGCCCAAUCUGCCGACAUGAGCUGCAAACUGAUGAUCAUGGCUAUGAGAGUUGGAAAGAACGGGAGAAGGAGGCUGAAGAAGAAAGGAAAGGGGCUGCAAAUGCCGUUCGUGGUGGUGAAUAUAUGUAUGUGUAAUGAAACAUUAUUUUGUAAAUCAUCGUCGGCAUGUAUUGUUAUGAUGUUGGUGUGAAUAAUUUUUUUUAGAUUAAAAGUCAUUCCAAUAUGUCACCAUGUUUGAGCAGAGUUACCUCCUAUUGGUUCUCUAUGCAUUGCUUAGGUAAUAGCAAUGUAAUACACUUAUACUAGUGUUUGAAACCCGUUUUCUUUCUAA